Histoplasma mississippiense is the source of this 1719-nucleotide messenger RNA. RefSeq lists its product with no specific name. The record is from RefSeq and is a predicted model, not a curated record. The transcript has 4 exons. NCBI's taxonomy places the organism in Eukaryota, Fungi, Ascomycota, Eurotiomycetes, Onygenales, Ajellomycetaceae. Bases 1 to 1719 code for a protein of 572 amino acids.
AUGGCUGCCGGCUGUGACAUACUGGAUUUCAAUGGCCGCAACCCAGAGCUGCCGGAAUUAUUGAACUCCGGUAUUGAGAUUUCCAAGCGGGCUCAGGCCCAGCCAAAACCCAGCCAGAACCCAGUCCCAGCAGGAAUCAAUAGGGGUGGAGUGGAUCUUGACAACCUUCGUGGUACCCACAAGUCAGAACAGAGCGUUCUCGACUUCUCUCGAACAAAUUGGCUCUGUCUGUAUAGAGAGAGGAGUACAAAUCGAGAGAAGCCCCAGAGAGCUCCUCGAACUCCUCAUGAGAGUUGGCGCGCUGCUAAUAUUCUGCGAUUGACGCAUGAGAGAAGGAAAGUCCAUCUUCCAUUCUUUAAAGUUGCGUACUUCGUUCUUUUCAAGCGUGCUCGUCACUCGAUUGUUGUACCCAGGAGGAUGGACCUUAUUACGGAGCACAGAGUGAAGAAGGAAGCAGAAAGCUUUAUCGCGUCCAUUGACCAGUCUGUCAUUUGUGACCUGGCAUCCUCCUUCCAUCCGGCAAAGAAGCAGUGCCGUAUCUUCAGCGAUGUGAAGAAAGGCGGCUUCAAUAUUUGUUUUCCUGUUGAGUUUGCCCAGGAUGCAGUUGACGACGGCAAACCCCAGCGAUGGAUGGUGCGCGUUCCUGUCCUGCCGCGCUUGGCUUUCGCAGAGGAAAAGAUUCGAGGCGAAAUUGCAACAAUGAAGUUCAUUGCCGAGAAGACGACAAUACCUAUCCCGAAGCUGCACGGAUAUUCAGUAAAUUCAAACAAUCAGCUUGGUCUCCCAUUUCUGUUGCUUGAGUUUAUUGAGGGCAAAUCUCUAUUUACUGUGAAGUUCCGCGAGCUUCCGCGACCACAGAGAUGUGAGCUUUUUUCGAAGUUGGGUGACAUUUAUAUCCAGCUGUUCCAGCAUAAGUUUGACCGAAUCGGUGCUCUUACUCUGGAUUCAAAGGAUGAAAAUUGGGUUUUUGCUCAUAACCGACCACUUUCAGUAUUGAUGAAUGACCAGGCCCUUGCCGGAAUUGACCCUCCCUUUGUAGAGCCUAAUCACACGUUCCAGUCAACCAUCGAUUAUGUUUACACCAUUCACCAGGCUUUACUCAAUGACUUCCACCAGGGCAGGGACAGCAUUAUGGAUGAGGCGGAUGCUCGAGGCUAUCUCUACAGCUUGCACAUGUCCCGCCGGUUUCUGAUGGAGUGGGUGCAGCCUGAGCAUAAUCAUGGGCCAUUUAUACUGAAUCAUGGUGAUCUGCGGUCUGCUAAUAUCCUUGUUGACGAUGACCUGAAUAUCCUGUCUGUUUUGGAUUGGGAGUGGAGUCACACCAUCCCCGUUCAAAUGUUUGUGCCUCCAUCUUGGCUCGAUGGACUUGAACUGGUUGGAACUGCAAAGAUGCCUGGGCGACUCAUAUAUGAAAGCGAGCUCUUCAACUUCCGCAUGGAAACACGAGAGCGUGAAAUAAAAUAUCAUCCCGAAUGCCGAACUUUUGAUGACCUUCCACUUGAAAAGAUAUGGGCUAAAUCACUUAAAUCUCCUGCCGUUUUCAUUGCGCUCGGAUUGUUGCAGCCACUUUAUUUUGGCAAUAUAUACUGGUCCGUGAUCGAAUACAACUAUUAUGGGAAAGAAAGGAAUAAUGACAAGAAAAGAUUGGAAGAGUUCUACAGCCUGGAGAACAAUGAAAAGGAGCGAGAAGCAAGUGCAGCGGAAACUUCAAGAACUUGA